Messenger RNA from Amphibalanus amphitrite, 1521 nucleotides. Its product is annotated as ADP-ribosylation factor-like protein 2-binding protein. Lineage: Eukaryota; Metazoa; Arthropoda; Thecostraca; Balanomorpha; Balanidae. The transcript has 4 exons. Gene Ontology annotation, biological process: positive regulation of tyrosine phosphorylation of STAT protein; maintenance of protein location in nucleus. Gene Ontology annotation, cellular component: mitochondrial intermembrane space. Bases 319 to 777 code for a protein of 152 amino acids. The record is from RefSeq and is a predicted model, not a curated record.
AUCAACACCUCAUCUAAUCACAUAUCUCAAUACAAUCACACACAGAUGGGUUAAACAACAAGGCCCUAAAAGCAAAAACCGUUUGAAUAACAAUGUAAUAUUUUGCAACCGCUGCACCAUUACUGUCACGUACGCUAUCCCUAGAUUGGUUGCUGGUAAGCAGUGGUUGUCGUCAUCAACUCGUCAUGCAGCAGCUGAUUGGGAUGGGCGGGGCCUAUUUUUAUCCAGACGAUAGAGAGAGCCGAAUGAACUAAGCUCAAGCUGAUAAAAAAUAAUUAGAUUAAUAAUCCUUUACAACAACAUCACCUUCCUGCUACGAUGGAGCUGAAUCAGUCAGCAGAUGAAGAAGAGAAUAUACAUUCCCACUCUGAAGCAAACUCAUUUGAUACAAUCAUUGGAGAAAUUGAAGAUAUUAUCAUGGACGCCAGUUUUCGCACGCUGGAGCGAGAGUUUGUGGAGCGGCACUGCGCGCUGUUCGACCCGGCCUCGGAGGAGAACCGCCUGGAGUGGAUGGACGUGUUCCGCGAGUACGGCCGUCUGCUGGAGGGUCACCUGGACUCCCAGCUGCGGCAGCGGCUGCCCAGCUUCAGCAUGGACCAGUUCCUGACGCAGCUGGCAGAACGACGAGAGGAGCUUGAUGGCGACAUAUUCGACCUGCUGCUGUCCUUCUCCGACUUCAGCAGCUUCAAGGAGAUGAUGCUCGACUACCGGCGCUUCAAGGACGGCAAUGUGCCCUGCCUGGAUGGCAUCAUCACCUCAGUCCAGCUGCCCGGCUGACCGGAUCAGAGGUGACCUGAGGUCACAGCCGCUGAGGACGGCCCCCUCUGCAGUUGAGGUCAGCACAGCCGCCGAACAGGGCGCUAUUCUGGCAACUGGGACUGUCAAACCCCGUAGUUUCUUAGAUAUAUUUGGCUUUCCUUCAGAGAAUGUGUCUGUAGAUAGCUGCUUCAUGUGACAUUUGCAAAGACGCUUCUUCUCUUUUCACAUUUCAUUCCCCUGUAAUGCAGUGACGUGACUCAAGCUGUUGUCAUUUCGCAUUGUGUUUGGUGUUUCAUUGUUUUCGUCCAUUCAGCCAAUGAACAUUGUCCCUCGUUAGUUUAUUAGCCUACAUUGGAAAUUAGUAUUGCCAUUAUCGCACCAUCCAUUCGGUAGUGCAAUUUCAAGGCGAUGAAUUUCUCAGGCAUACGGGGCCAUUCAGGCGCGUCACCCCUCGCUUCUCGGUGAGAAUUGCGUUAGCACAAUUACUGAGUCGGUUCUCGAACGCUCGUUUUUCGAGCGUUCGAGAACCGACUCUAGACGGUUCUCGAACCGUCGAGAACCGUCUAGUUCUAGUCGAGUUCGUAUGGACGCUUUGUGUCCCCGGUGGGCCGAUUAGCUCGUAAGGCCUGCGAUGGCAACCAGGAUAUGCGUAUUGAUUCUGUGAUACACAGUGCAUUAUUGAGUUCCCAUGGAUCGCAUUAGUUUCUGUGAUGAGGAUUGCAAAGGUGUUCAAUAAAGGUUUUAUUUGUUCGACAACCGAAA